Molecule: messenger RNA, 2299 nt
Organism: Salmo salar (Atlantic salmon)
Lineage: Eukaryota; Metazoa; Chordata; Actinopteri; Salmoniformes; Salmonidae
Product: dynein regulatory complex subunit 4
Biological process (GO): choline metabolic process; flagellated sperm motility; acetylcholine catabolic process
Cellular component (GO): motile cilium; microtubule; plasma membrane
Molecular function (GO): acetylcholinesterase activity; microtubule binding; small GTPase binding
Source: RefSeq, a predicted model, not a curated record
AGCCAGUCAGUUAAUUAUUAACAAGUUUUUCCAACACUUGAUAAACAGGGCAACAUAGAAUUAGGCCUAUAACAGUUGAGUCAGGGAUUUACUUAAAAUCAGUCAAAUUGCCUCAUUGGGCAGGCACGGUUUUCUUUUUUACUGCACAAAAUUUCAGUACCGGUACACUAAAACUGAUUUCCGGUUCCUUCGUAUUGAAAGGUUGUCAGGUUAUGACAUUUCUAAACAGCGGCCUUUAUUGUCAAUCCCUGAUAUUACACCGAGUUAUCGGAGAGCAGCUUUCACUGACGUGAAUGGAUAAUCUAUCUGGCACCACUAUGAUGGGUCAGGGCAGAAGCAUCCUGCUCGCAUGGAUAAGUCUGAGCCUGUUUGUGAUUUUCCAUACAGUCGCAGGUGACAGAGAGAGCCUCUUCCAGCUUCAUACUAGUUAUGGUCAGCUGGAGGGCAGGCUGGUCAGAGUGAGAGAGAGCCAGAGGAAGGUGGCUGCCUACCUGGGGAUCCCCUUCGCUGAGCCCCCUGUCGGACCCCUGAGGUUCCAGGCCCCCCAGCCUCCCCGGGUGUGGCAGGGACUGAGAGACGCCAAGGCUUACCCCCCUCUGUAUGAGCCUAAGCAGUGUCUGCAGAACAUAAACCACACUAGACAGAUGGGGGACCUGUACAGAGGUCGGUUCCCUGUCCUAACCACCUCAGAGGACUGCCUUUACCUGAACAUCUACACACCAGUCAAACCUGGGGACCCAAGGAAACUACCAGUGAUGGUUUGGAUCCAUGGUGGAGGCUUCCUCAUGGGAGGGGCUUCACUCUAUGAUGGCUCCUCAUUGGCUGCCUUCGGGGACGUUGUGGUGGUCAUCCUUCAAUACCGUCUGGGUAUCCCAGGGUUCCUCAGCACUGGGGAUGGCCAGUACCCCGGGAACGUGGGUAUUCUGGACCAGGUGUGUGCCCUGCGCUGGGUGCAGGAGACCAUCAGCAGUUUCGGGGGAGACCCAGGAUCUGUCACCAUUUUCGGAGAGUCUGCUGGUGGUUUUGCCGUCUUUUUACAUAUGAUGUCCCCUCUGUCAUCAGGACUGUUCCACAAGGCCAUCAGUCAGAGUGGAGUACCCCUCAUUUCUAUGUUCAUCCAGGCUGACCCCAAACCUGCUGCACAGCUGGUGGCACAGAGAGCAGGGUGUCCCAGUGAUGACUCUGCAGAGCUCAUGACCUGCCUCAGUACCCUCAGCCCACAGGACAUAGAGGCGGCUACACCUGCGCUGGGGGAGAUGGUUCUGUCUGUGCACAGGGAUGGGACAGUCAUCCCUACCAACCUGGAGGAAGUCCUGCAGACCAAGAGCUUCCUGGGCUUCCCCAGCAUCAUAGGGGUCAACAACCAUGAGUAUGGAUGGAUGCUCCCACAUUUUUUCCUGUUUCCUGGAUGGGAUCUUGGAAUGACCCGUGAAAACAUGAUGAUGAUCCUGGCGUUUAUGCUUCAGAAACUGCGUAUGCCAGACUCUGCCCUGGGGAUCAUCGUAGAGGAGUACUUUGGUGACACGAAGGACCCCGUGGGGAUCAGAGAUGCCUUCUUGGAGCUUAUGGGAGAUCUACUGAUUGUGAUCCCUGUGAUCCAGGGAGCCAGGAGGUGUAGAGAUUCUGGUUGCUUGAUCUACUACUAUGAGUUCCAGCAGCGCCCCUCCAUGUUCAUGUCCAUCAGGCCAGGCUUUGUGAAAGCAGACCACUUUGAUGAGGUUGGCUUUGUGUUUGGCGCCCCCUUUUGGACAGAUGACAUAGUGAUGUUAGAUAACACGACAGACGAGGAACGACAGCUUAGCAGGACCAUGAUGAAAUACUGGACUAACUUUGCCAGAACAGGUAACCCUAACGGAGAGAAUAUGUUUGAUUGGCCGACAUUCACCACAGAAGAAGAGUGUCUACUGAUCCAGGCCAACCUCGGGCUGAGCAGUGUCUCAGAGAAGAAGAGAGUCCAGUUCUGGACAGAAGACUUCCCCAAAGCACUGCAGACUGCUGGACACAAAGAUGCACACAAUGACCUGUAGAACUGAAUGUUCACUGUGUCAAAUGCUGUUCUAGGAGUGUCUGUUGUUUCCCUCCACUCCUGUGAUGGCAGUCUGCUAUUAGGUUACAGUAUAUGAGGCUUUCUUUGCCUUUUCCUUAUUUAGUAUCAUCUUUUGGCCAUUUUAGUAUUCCAGAUUUUCUGUAGUGGUUUGCUCUUCUAUUUUUAUUUUACAUAUCAUUUUUUUUAAAUAUUAUGUAGCCUAUUUUUAUCUUGCUGUGUUCAUAUGUCCAUUAAAGCCAUACAAUCCAUAAA